AUGACAUCAGAGAAGAAGAACGCAACCGAGGGAAACGCGAUGGAGAAGCUAAGCGAUCUUCGAGUCGUCUUCGCCGGAGACAAGUUGGCGCAAGACCGCUUGCUCCAGAUCCAAUUUCCCCCGACGUAUAAUCCCGUGGCCUCAUCAGCCAUCCCGCAUGAUGAGAAGGUCGAUUCUAGCGGCCUAGAAGCUUUGAUUAUCGUCAUCCGCCGCCUCAUCAGCCACGUUGCCGAGAAAUAUCGGGACUCCUCCUCCGACCCUGAGAUCGCUCAGCAGGAGCAGGAGAACCCGCUUCUUCACCUGGCCAUGUGCAACUUCCGAAAGGCCAGCGAAGGAGACGUCAUCGCCGCUGGAUAUCUAGCCCUGAAGGCCUUCCAGGGAGGCGAGAAGUUGCGGAGAAAGGACCUGACCUUCUCCGCCCUCUCGGAGCAUCGUCUCAUGCACCGGACCCUAUGGAAGCGUGCCCCUUUCCUCCUCUUCGCCGUAGAGCAGGAGGUGCGCGACAGCAGCAGCGCAGAGUGGGAACCCUGCGUCGAGGAGAAUCCGAGCGAGCUCGCCGAGCACAGCCUCACCCACUACUCCACGGGGGAUCUCGGCCGAAUCAUAUCGGCCAGGUUCGACCGCUUCCACGACCAGACCGACGACCACGAGGUCAUCCUGCAAUCCAACCGCCCGCUCCCCGAGGUGCUGCGGGUUCGCUACGACGUCGACAAGAACGAUCCAAAGACGUAUAAAGAUCUCCGCAGGAUCGUCGUCGACAUGGCCCGUCUCGGACAGAGACCCGGCACCAUGACGACGAGCGGCUCGUUCUUGACGCACUACAGCUUGAUAGCCAUAGUCUGCUUGUCGAAUGGGAAGGCGAAGGAUACGGUCCGAACGUACACGCUCGACGGCCAAGCCAUCACGACACCUGAAGACCUCCCGUCCGCGUACCUGGGCAAUCUAGGGCAGCCUGGAGCCAGCUACGUCCUCUACUACGGCAGGUGCUCUAGCUACGAUCCCGGCCGGAAGUUCGCCGCCCCUGAGAUACCUUGGGUGCCUAGCCGAGCCUUGGUCGAGAGGGUUUACGGUGACUUGCUCGCGCCCGAACCCCAAGAGUCACCCGGCCCCCCAUCUAGCCCCUCCGCUUCCGAGCCGCAGCUCCGCCGCGCGAGCAGCGGCCGCGAGUAUCGUGUGUUCACCCGCCCCACGCAGGGCGACGUCCCGGACGAUCGUCGCAUCUCCAAUGCCAGCGAUCGCAUCCCCAACGUUUAUCGCCAGCGCGACCGCGAUCGGGGCGACGAAGGAGCCUCUCGUUCCCGAACGCCGGAACGACGGGCUUCCGGCUCUCAGGCCGGAACUACUUAUCUCGGAAGGACUAUUGUAGGCACGGCGAGACCGCCCGUUCAAGAAGCAGUCCUGCACGAGCCGAGAUUCGCCCCCCCUCGAAAUUCUCUCCUCAAUCCGCCCCAUCGACCCUCUCACCCUCAUAGACGCGUGGCCGACCGCUCAGGUCGAGGUAAAGGGAACCAGAAGUGA
Molecule: messenger RNA, 1518 nt
Organism: Annulohypoxylon truncatum
Lineage: Eukaryota; Fungi; Ascomycota; Sordariomycetes; Xylariales; Hypoxylaceae
Exons: 2
Coding region: 1-1518 (505 amino acids)
Source: RefSeq, a predicted model, not a curated record